Messenger RNA from Phycomyces blakesleeanus NRRL 1555(-), 872 nucleotides. RefSeq lists its product as hypothetical. Lineage: Eukaryota; Fungi; Mucoromycota; Mucoromycetes; Mucorales; Phycomycetaceae. The record is from RefSeq and is a predicted model, not a curated record. Bases 230 to 730 code for a protein of 166 amino acids. The transcript has 2 exons.
AGCAGCUCUGCAGAGAACCAAUGCGACGCUGGGGAUACAUUACGUGAUUAAUGAGAUUGACUUUGAUGAAGGAUGCUCAUUGGCCAGUUCAGCCUAUUUACUUGAACACACCGAUGUGUUGUUGACCCCGCAUGGAUCGCAGGAAGCUGCGGCUUUAUUUAUGAAAGACAAUGGAGUUGUGCUGAGUAUUGAUGGACGAGGCUACCAAGAAAUAUGGUUUCAUUUUGUUAUGACCGCUAUGGGAAGACGGUUCUACAACUUUGAGUGCCAUGAAGAUAUAUGUACAGAAAUUGACCGCAAAUUGUUUGACAAGAUGAGAAACAUAUACAAAUUUCCAAUGAUUCCAUCCGAAGAGGAGAUCCAGGGCUGUCUGGCUUGGGAGAACGGGGUGUUGGUUCGGGACUGUUAUCGUGCGCGGUUGAAAGAAAGACACAUAUACAGAGAAGAUGACGAGGCAAGACUUGUGGAAGGGAUAUCAAGCUAUCUCAAAGACACGCCUAGAAAGGUGAAUGUGGCGCGUCUGAUGCCAUUCCUGGAACGGACAUUGAGAGAAAUGAGCGAAUUUGAGCAUGAAAACGCAGACUAUCGUAUGAUAUGUGACGCUAAGAAAUGUUGUGGUGAUGCCUGCGAAUGGGCACUCGAGACGGUUGUGUAUGGAUCUCAGCUUGAGGGGAGAAUGAAGGCCUGGCCUGAUAAAAUAGGGGAACCUCAAGGCAAUUGGAUCGAGUAAAACCUUUAUGAUUUCUGAUGUUUUUUCUUUAUUUAUUUUUAUAUACUAGAACCUUUUCGUACUAUAAACACACAUCAUAUACUUCGAUUUUUUUUUCAACAAUAAAAAUAAAAAAAAUAAAAUUGAAAUUGAAUUGAAACCC